AAUCUUCUUGCUGCGUAGUCGCACCACGAGCACCAUUUCCACCCUCGAAUCUUCUUGCUGCGUGAUCCAUCCCCUCUCGGCUCGGCUGGCGAUUUGUCCUACUAAUAUCCAGUUCCAGUGAUCUCUCUCUCUCUCUCUCUCUCUCUCUCCCUGCCGCAGUUUUCUACUACCUAUGCACUCUCUUCCGUCUUCGCUCACUGUGAUUGAUGCAAGACAAAUUGUUGCUGCUGCAGCAGACGUCCUUUUCCUACCUCCCUUGAUCUUCCAGGCCACAAGCUCCCAAAAGGAAAUCUUCCAUUUUUGCUCUUCCUUCCUGCUCAUUACCCCCAACGUUUUGAUCUUCUAUUUUCUCUCUUGAUCUCUGAACCGCUUCACUUCUCCUUGGCCUGUUUCCAGUAGCUAAGCAAAUGUUGUUUAAGAUCUUGUUGUGAUCAGGAGAGUCCGCGACAAGGUUUUGCCUGCACCACAUCGCCCUCUCCCCGCAAGCUCCAAAAGCCACGGCCUAAAUAUAGCAAAGGCCAUCGUAGACUAAUCGAACAGAAGAAGGAAAAAGAUCGGUGUUCCUUCUCUGAUCUCUCCUCCUCCAAGAUCCAUAUUUUCUUUCUCAUUUUCAGCGUAUCGUCCUGAUCAGUGUUAAUGGCGAUGUAAUGUCGCCCCCCAGGUCAAGAACCUCCUGUAAAUCCCAACACCUGCACAUUUCCACAGCGUUUCUUCCUUGAGCUGAGCUUCCCCCACACCACCUUCUCUCUUUCCCAUGGCAAUGAUUGCAAUGUGAUGUGGAGGGGCGAUUAUUGGAGAGGAAUAGGAAGAGGCGCUCAGGGAGAAGAAGUGCGAAAGGUGGCUCCUUUCUGCGCGUCCUGAGAGGCGGUUUUGCGCGUGGACAGAGAGAAGAUGGCGGGAGGCGAGGGCGCGGCCGUGGUCACGGGGGAGGGGGAGAUGCGGUCGCUGGCGUUGACGCCGACGUGGUCGGUGGCCACCGUGCUCACCCUCCUCGUCGCGAGCUCGCUGCUCAUCGAGCGCUCCAUCCACCGCCUCAGCAAUUGGUUGAAGAAAACUCACCGGAAUCCACUUUACAAAGCAAUGGAGAAGAUGAAAGAAGAAAUGAUGUUGCUUGGCUUCAUAUCUCUUCUUCUAGCUGCUACAUCAAGAAUUAUCUCAGGAAUCUGCAUCGAUUCCAAGUACUACAAUAGUAAAUUCUCCCCGUGCACCAAAGAAGAGGUUGAAGAAUCUAUAAAUGCUGAGCAUGCCGUGGCUCACUCACGCAAGCACCUAAUGGAGGUCAUUCUGCACCAUUCACUCAGGAGGAACCUAGAAGGUCGUUACCAUCAACAUAAAGGCUGCCAUGAGGGAUACGAGUCAUUUGUUUCGCAUGAAGGUUUGGAGCAGCUGCACCGAUUUAUAUUUGUCAUGGCUGUAACCCAUGUGACAUAUAGCUGUUUGACGAUGUUGUUAGCAAUACUCAAGAUCCAUAAAUGGAGAAAAUGGGAGGAUGAAGCAUUCAGGGAUAAUCAUGAAUCAUUUUCUCAGAUCGCCUAUGUGUCAGCAACUAGAAGGCAACCAGCACUUGCCAAAUCCUAUUCGUUCCGCUCAUGGAGCCAAAAUAGUGCGGUCAUGUGGUUUUUUUGCUUUAUCGCUCAAUUUGGUCAGUCCGUUGUUCGAGCAGACUACCUUAUCCUCCGCAAGGGUUUCAUAAUGAAUCACAAUCUUUCGCCAACGUACGAUUUCCACAAUUACAUGAUACGCUCAAUGGAAGAAGAGUUCGAGAAGAUUGUUGGAGUGAGUGGAGUGCUGUGGGGCUUUGUCGUUGCUUUCAUGUUAUUUAAUAUUGAUGGAUCUAAUCUGUACUUUUGGAUAGCAAUUCUUCCUGUUACUCUUGUUCUUCUAGUCGGUGCGAAGCUGCAGCAUGUCAUUGCAACUUUAACAGCAGAGGGUGCAAGGAUGAGUGCAUAUGGACCAAGGAUAAAGCCAAGGGAUGAUCUCUUUUGGUUCAAGAAACCAGAAUUUCUCCUGUGGUUGAUACAUUUCAUUCUCUUUCAGAAUGCAUUUGAAUUGGCUUCUUUCUUCUGGUUCUGGUGGCAAUUUGGUUAUGAUUCAUGCUUCAUAAAAAACCACCUGUUAGUGUAUGGCCGCCUUAUACUGGGGUUUGCCGGACAGUUCCUGUGCAGUUACAGUACAUUGCCUGUUUAUGCGCUCGUCACUCAGAUGGGGUCGAAGUACAAGGCCGCCCUGAUCCCGCGGAUGAUCAGAGAAACCAUGCACGGGUGGGGAAAGGCCGCGAGGAAGAGGCGGCGGCGGCGCGGCGACGACUCCACGAUCCGCACGGAGACGAGCACCGUGUGCUCCCUCACCGACGAGGACGACGAUGAAGACAACCAUGGCCCGUUCGUGGAGAUGGAGCUGCAGCCGCACAGCGGGCAGAGCCCGAGGCCCGACACGCCGUGCUUCCUCCCCGCCGCCAUGCCGGGCAGCAGCUCCACCCACGGCAGCUCCCACGCAAUACUCCUGCGCCAGGCCUCGGCCUCGGCGCCGUCGUCGCCGUCCAGCCGGGGAGGCAACGUGACGAGGUCGGCGUCCAUGCCUGGGAUAGCUUCCCUGAGGACAGGCAUGGGCACUCCGACACGGAUGAACGACGAGUCUACGUGACGUGCCGAUGCAUACAUGAUCCAUACGCAUUAGAACACUGGAUGUUGUCUAGUACUCUAGGAGAGAGUGAAGUUGCUAGUACAGACUGAAGAUUGAGCUUGGUUUGAACGACAAUGAUGUUGAGCUGGGAACCAAAUCCGGCAAUGCAAGAAGAGGCGUAACGUUGCUUUGCGCUGCAGGGAGGAAAAAGGGUAACUUUUGCUCCGGUACAUGCAUCAAUGUUGGG
Messenger RNA from Phragmites australis (common reed), 2869 nucleotides. RefSeq names its product MLO-like protein 14. Lineage: Eukaryota; Viridiplantae; Streptophyta; Magnoliopsida; Poales; Poaceae. The record is from RefSeq and is a predicted model, not a curated record. Gene Ontology annotation, biological process: defense response. The transcript has 15 exons. The coding region runs from base 892 to 2643 and encodes 583 amino acids. Gene Ontology annotation, cellular component: membrane.